CAAUGUCAUCUUCCCAGAUCCAAUCACUGACAGUAACAGAAAUAAUCAAAAAGGAAAUAUACGACCCCCUCACUAAAACACCUAUGGUCGAUGGUCCUCUGGAUCCAAGAUUGGGUCUCAGCCGCAAAAAAGGGACAAUGCCAAACAUUGAAACACUUUCCAACUGCUGCGGACACUUUGGCCAGCACAAGCUCGCACUGCCAGUGUUCCACGUGGGGUUCUUCAGGCAGACAUACACCAUCUGCCAAUCAAUCGGCAAAAAUUGCUCACGUGUCCUAAUUGAUCCUUUGAAAAAAACUAAAAUAUCUCCAAACCAUAAAAACAGUCUCCGAUUUGGGACAGAAGCGCCUGUUUACAAAAAUCACAAACGAAUGCAAGAAGAUCUCCACCUGUUUCUACUGGUCAAACACAAUGGGAAGGUCAAAAAGGCCCCUGGUCUGAAAAUAUUUCUAGAAGCGUCUGACCUGAAGGAGGACUUGAAUCCGUUAAAGUGUUUGAACUUGUUUAGAUGUAUUCCUAAGGAUGAGUAUGUUCUCCUGGGGAUCUAUCAAUCACCAGCGGAUUUAAUAAUUCAGAAUUUAAUGAUUCCCCCCGCGCAUAUUCGGCCGAAGGGAGGGUCAAAUGAGGAUGACUUAACUAUUAAAAUCAGGGAGAUAAUUCAUUGCAAACAAAUCCUAGUCAACUCUUUCCAGAGAGGCAAUCCAUACUCAGUGAUCCUGGAGGAUUGGGAUUUUAUACAGAACCAGUGUGCACAGCUGAUAUCCCCCGAUGGCACGGGAAAACAAAUCAAGGGGCUUUUGCAGAGACUGAAAGGCAAACAUUGUAGGUUCAUGGGCAAUUUAAAUAGCAAGAGGGUGGAUUUUAGUUCUAGGACUGUGAUUUCCGCAGAUCCCAAUUUAGGGGUAGAUGAAGUUGGAGUACCCAGACACAUAGCCAAGAUCCUGACUAUUCCCGAGAGGGUAGCUGGCUUCAAUAUUGAAAGGUUUAGAAAGCUGAUCAGAAAUGGAGUAAAUUAUCCCGGAGCAAAUUAUGUUAUAAAGCCUUGUUAUAGCACUGCAGAUCAGCUAACAGUCGAUGACAGCUUGGGAGAAUUGACAGUGGAACAAACACAAACGUCAAAAUACUUAAGAAUUGGAGACAUAGUUGAACGACACCUACAAGACGUUGACAUUGUCCUUUUCAAUCGUCAACCAAGUCUCCAUCGAAUGAGCAUCAUGGCACACAGAGCAAAGGUCCAUUCAGAAAAAAACUUUAAAGUUCAACGAGUGUUGCUUCAUCCAAGAAACGGAGAGCCGCUCAUUGCAGCCAUCCAGGAUUUUGUAACAGCCUCUUAUUUAUUAACAUCCAGAAACACUUUCUUUAGUUACGAAACUUUUGGUCAAUACGCGUCCGAUCUUGAAAGAAAAAUUGUGGCAAAACAAAUGGUUGCCUGUGUAGGGCAGGAAAUCAUUUCUGGAAAACGAGUUCCAAGUGGAUUUUUUAGAAGAACUCUGCCUCAUUUCGAUGUCGAUUCUAAGUUUCCUAGGGAUAAGGGUUUUCUUGCGUCGUCUUUUAGAAGUGGACUGUCUUCUAUUGAGUUUUUUUUCCAUGCCAUAAGUGGAAGAGAGGGUUUAGUCGAUACAGCAGUUAAUACUGCGGAGACAGGAUAUAUGCAAAGGAGACUCAUGAAGGCUCUAGAAGAUUUGAGUGUGAUGUAUGUUUAUACUGUGAGAGGGUCUGAUAAGAGCAUAGUACAGUAUGUUUAUGGAGAGGAGUGUGUUGAUCUUUGCUUAGUUGAGUGUGAAGAUAAGAUUAGAAUGGACGUUGUUUGUGAGAAACUGGUAUGUGAGUUGAAGAUAUUGCACAGGCAGGUGGGCAAUGACAUUCUGUUUUGUAAGCAUAGACAAGAGCCUAAAAACGAUUCGAGUUGCAUAAAUGCGAGAGAAGACUCUACGAAUUAUCAGAAGGUCGAUGAGUUUUUGGAAGGGAGAAUGGAAAGCUGUGAUUCGCUAGCUAUAAGAGACAUUUUCAGCACUCACAAAGAAAAGAUCAAGUCUGCAUUUAUGUCUAUUUACAAGUCGAAAUUAAAUAUAUUGAAAAUUGAGCCUGGCUCAGCGGUGGGAGCUCUGGCUGGUCAAAGCAUCGGGGAGCCUGGAACUCAGAUGACCGUGAAGACGUUUCACUUUGCUGGUGUUGCCAGUGUGAACAUUACCCUUGGAGUGCCAAGACUAAAGGAAAUUAUAAAUGCGGUUAAGAACAUAAAGACACCCAUAAUUAAGACUAAUUUUGUCAAGAAUUGGUGCUUGGAGGAAGCCAAAAGGGUCAAAGGUAGAAUAGACAAGAUUUAUUUGAAAGAC
Molecule: messenger RNA, 2336 nt
Organism: Darwinula stevensoni
Lineage: Eukaryota; Metazoa; Arthropoda; Ostracoda; Podocopida; Darwinulidae
Source: the annotation of a GenBank genome assembly